AGUUUAAAUACUCGUGUAUAGGUUGUUUCUGCUCCAUUCAGUUCAGUCACACACACACAGGUGUUUGUGUAUAUGUCUCUGUAAGAGAGAAAUAGUUAGUUACAAGAAAAAUGGUAGGACCAACGAGACCUCAAAUUGUGCUCUUCGGUUCUUCCAUUGUUCAACUCAGUUAUUUGAAAGAAGGUUGGGGUGCUAUGCUUGCUCAUUUGUAUGCUCGUAAGGCGGAUAUAGUUCUGCGAGGAUACUCUGGUUGGAAUUCAAGGCGCGCUUUGCAGGUUCUGGAUACAAUUUUUCCCAAGAAUGCCACUGUGCAACCAUCGUUGAUAAUUGUGUACUUUGGUGGUAAUGAUUCUAUGCUUUCGCAUCCAAGUGGCCUUGGUCAACAUGUACCUCUCCAAGAAUACAUUGAAAAUAUGAAGACGAUUGCUAACCAUCUCAAGAGCCUGUCAAAGAAUACUCGCCUUAUAUUUCUCAGUGCUCCUCCUGUCAAUGAGAGACAAAUUUAUGGAAACAGUUUUGUAGAGAGGCCACAAAGGAAUAAUGAAUCCUGCCAAAUAUAUUCCGAAGCGUGUAUGGAGCUAUGCCGCGAGAUGAAUAUCAAGGCCAUUGAUCUAUGGUCUACACUCCAGAAGAGAAGCGACUGGCGAGAUGUUUGCUUCACGGAUGGAAUUCAUCUUACAUCUGAGGCUAGCAAGAUAGUGGUAAAAGAGAUACUUAAAAUCCUCAAAGAAGCAGAUUGGGAACCUUGCUUGCAUUGGAAGUCAUUGCCAAUUGAAUUUGGAGAAGAUUCACCCUAUGAUCCAGUUGGCCCAGAUGGAAAAACAACUAUGAAUGUUUCCAGUAUGACCUUCCUGGGAACUACGGAAUAUGAAUAAUGCGCAUUUGGGAACUAAAGACAUGCCCCAGUUCAUAGAAUCAUAUGCAACAACCAGAAAUAACAGGAAUUUAGAAAUGUGCCUAAAUCCUAUAUCACUUCUCUCAAGUUUUUCAUCAUAUGAAUGGUGUCAACUUUGAUUGUAUUUGAUUGAAUAAAUUGCUUAAAAUAAAUUUCCAUUUUAUGGUUUAUUUGUUU
This is a messenger RNA of Cicer arietinum (chickpea), 1072 nucleotides long. RefSeq names its product GDSL esterase/lipase WDL1-like. The record is from RefSeq and is a predicted model, not a curated record. Lineage: Eukaryota; Viridiplantae; Streptophyta; Magnoliopsida; Fabales; Fabaceae.